Messenger RNA from Colletotrichum phormii, 2048 nucleotides. Its product is annotated as arginine biosynthesis ArgJ. Gene Ontology annotation, cellular component: mitochondrial matrix. Gene Ontology annotation, biological process: L-arginine biosynthetic process; L-ornithine biosynthetic process. Bases 393 to 1775 code for a protein of 460 amino acids. NCBI's taxonomy places the organism in Eukaryota, Fungi, Ascomycota, Sordariomycetes, Glomerellales, Glomerellaceae. The record is from RefSeq and is a predicted model, not a curated record. Gene Ontology annotation, molecular function: L-glutamate N-acetyltransferase activity, acting on acetyl-L-ornithine as donor; L-glutamate N-acetyltransferase activity, acting on acetyl-CoA as donor. The transcript has a single exon.
UCUCCAAGGCAAUUGAAUCACAUUGUAGAGUGAAUCUGAUUAGACAAUCUCAAAAAGUGUAAUGCGACCUGAGGUAUGACUCGGUGGAUUUCAAUGUGAGCUGCAGCGUCAGAACAAGUUGCCAGGAUCGGGACUGGUCUCAAUGCGCCUUUUGCGGUGCAGCAGCGCUGUGCCAUCCCUGUCAAAAAAUUGGGCGACUGCCGUUAUCGCACACCUUACGUCGUCUAAAUCUCUCUUCUCACCUCUGCUUUCCCCAGUGACUAACAUUCUCUCACAAGAAACUCACACAAUUCCAGCAUCACAGCAAGCCGUACGUGAGCCAUUGGCUCUCGAGCUUCCUCCUUCUUCCAGGUCCUUUUCAUCAUAGCAUUGGGCUGUCGCCAAUUGGCAGAAUGGCGCAACCCGUCAAGAGGUUUCCCGGCCACCUGGCUCAGUUUGUGAGGUGCUACUCGGUCUCCGCUGAGAGCAUUCCGGCCGCCAAGAAGAAGUACGUCCCGACGGAGGGUACCUAUCCCAAGGGCUUUCAGGCCUCUGGUGUUCUCGUCGGCGUGAAGCCCGGAAACAAGACGAAGCCCGAUCUCGCCCUUCUCACCUCAGACCGGCCGUGUGCCGCCGCCGCUGUCUUCACCAAGAACAAGUUCCAGGCGGCGCCUGUCACCUUCAGCAGGGACUUGCUCAAGAAGAAGGCCAACCGCGGCAUCCGCAGCGUCCUCAUCAACUCGGGGUGCGCCAAUGCCGUGACCGGAAAGGGAGGUCUGGAGGAUGCUUCUCUGAUGGCCAGCGCGGCUGACAAGGUUGUCGGAGGAGAGGGCGAUGCGUCAUCCACCAUCGUCAUGAGCACAGGAGUCAUUGGACAGAGGCUGCCCAUUGCCAAGAUUGUCGAUAAUGUCCCAGCUGCUCAGGGGGCUCUAGGCUCCUCUCACAAGCACUGGCUGAGCUUUGCUACCGCCAUCUGCACGACGGAUACGUUCCCGAAACUCAUGUCCAAGACCUUCACGCUGCCUUCGUCACCAAACGUUGAAUACCGCAUCGCCGGAACCACCAAGGGUGCCGGCAUGAUUCACCCCAACAUGGCCACCCUUCUUGGAGUUGUUGCUACGGACGCGCCCAUCUCGCCCGCCGUGAUGCCUUCCGUCCUCAAGCACGCCGUCGACCGAUCGUUCAACAGCAUCACCAUUGACGGAGACACUUCGACCAACGACACCCUCGCUCUGCUCGCCAACGGUGCCGCCGGCGGCAAGGAGAUCUCCUCCGAGGACUCACCCGACUACGCCGCCUUCCAGCAGGUUCUGACCGACUUCUCCAUCGACCUGGCCAAGCUCAUCGUCCGCGACGGCGAGGGCGCCACCAAGUUCGUCACCAUCCGCGUCGUCGAGUCUGCCAGCGAGGAGGCCGCGCGCAAGAUUGCCAGCACCAUUGCCAGGUCACCCCUCGUCAAGACUGCGCUGUACGGACGGGACGCCAACUGGGGCCGUAUCUUGUGCGCGACCGGUUACUCGCUCGUGUCGGAGCCCGGCCAGGCCGUCAACGACGUCCCCGAGGUGACGCCCGAGAAAACCAACGUCUCGUUCGUUCCUACCGACGGCACGCCUGAGCUGAAGCUCUUGGUCAACGGCGAGCCGGAGAUGGUCAACGAGGCCAGGGCUUCGGAGAUUUUGGAGCUGGAGGAUUUGGAGAUCCUUGUGAGGCUGGGAACUGGCGACAAGGAGGCGACGUACUGGACUUGCGAUUACAGCCACGAGUACAUCACCAUCAACGGUGACUACCGCACAUAGAGGGGACAAAAAGGUUCAGGAUUUGAAAGAUGAGCUCAGACUAGAGAGCUUGAAGCAUUGUCAUAUUAGAAGAGCGUCUAUAACGUUACUUGGCCGUUGUUUGUCAAGAGAAUAGACCCAGCCAGCCAUUUGAAGAAUUACUAUAAUUGCCAUAUAUCAGGUAUCAUUGGCGGCCUUGAAAGCGUUGUCAGCGUUACGUUAUAAGGCGCAAGGGAUUCGGAAUUGCGUUCCCAAGAACAGGGUCAGCCAAGGCACCGAAAGAAGUAUCCCGCC